Cuscuta campestris is the source of this 833-nucleotide messenger RNA. The record is from the annotation of a GenBank genome assembly. Lineage: Eukaryota; Viridiplantae; Streptophyta; Magnoliopsida; Solanales; Convolvulaceae.
CCAAAAGAUGGUGUGCAGCCUGCGGAAUGUGCAUUUUCUGAAGUGUCUUAUGAUGAGUUCAUUUGGAGCGAUCCUUCAAAUAUCUCUAAGUUGGUUGCAUCAGAGGAGGCAGAGUUGGCGAGGAGGAAGUUCAAGCAGAUGGUGGCUGAUAUACCCUCCUUUAGCCUUGGCAUCACACAGGAUGGUGCCUUGCAAGGAGGUGGUGAUCACCAUGUGGUUGAUGUUGGUAAUUGCAGCAACAAUCCAUUUACCCCUGUGCUUGGAGUUAGUAAUGUGAAUCAGGAAAUCGCCAAUGCUUCGAAUGAACCGAGAGGGUGUGGUGAACCUGGAACUAACUUGCAUACGAAAGGUGGGGAAGCAUGUGGCCAAGGGUCUGCCAGUGCUGCCAUAAGAAAACAUGAUACAUCAGUAGUCAAGGAAAAUGAAGAGGGCAUGAUGGAUAAUGUUUUGGGAGAGGCACUGCCUUUCAAAAGUGAGCUGGAAAAGCGAAAUGAACAGCUGAAACCCGCUCGGGUAAUUAAACCAGCAGAAUCUCUACGGUCUCCGUACGUGACAAGAGCAGUGGAUUUGAAUGAUGGUUUGAGUACUAUGGAAAAGAGAUUGGGGAGAUGGAUCUUUAAAAACAGUAGUGCUCCAAGGGAGGAAGUUGUUUUUAAAAAGGGUAAGUUUUGGUUAAGUAGAGAAGAUAUUUGUAGUCUGGACAUAUUGAAACACAUUUCAAAGAAGGUGUUGGAUGCAUGGUGUGUGAUUUUAAAUCUUCGUGAGAAGUACCGGAGCAAUACCUCACCACUACGAUUGUUUGCAAAAACACUUGAUUGUGUAAGUGUUAUGAC